UUUGGUUAAAAUGGACAGUAUACAGUUGAAGGCUCCCUGAAUUUUCUCUUGGCUCAUGUCCAUUGAGGACAAAGUAAAUAUAUUGUACUGUAUUACACUGAGCCACACCAGUGCUGAAAACAACCCUAAAAUCCAAGCAUGACUUGGAAGAAAGUGAUGUUUUUGCUGAAAAUUAUUUACAGCUUCUGCAACACGACUCGCUAAACUGGCCUAUGGCAAUUUCUUCAUUAAUACAGCCUGGAAUGAAGCUCUUGUUUUUCUGUGUCAGUUUACUCAGAAGGACUGACAACACCACAUUAACAACCCUUAAGCGUUAGGGCUUCGUUCAGUAGUUUCAUUAAAUACCUCUUUUGUUGAGAUAAAAUGUUUAUCAUUUGCAAAUAUUUGUCUCUUGGUUAGCAUGCCAACAUCCUUACUUUUUUAUUUAUUUCUAUCUUGAUACCUUACAGUACAAUUCCUUUGUGAAAGUCACUGUGCAGAUGAUACGUAAACACAGGCCUGGCUGGUCUAUUUGCUUAGUUCUCAAAAUGUCCACACCCUGCUACACAUGCAACACCCUUCCCACACUCCUUUUUGUUUAAAAUAGUCUUUUAAGCACGCAGGGCAUUUUGAGUCAUGUUAGCCAACAUCUGUUCACCAAGUCAUCCUUUCUGACCUCAGCCUUGUUUCUGUAGGACAAGCACCAUCGCAAUUCAGCCAAAGAGCAGUGUCUACAGGAGGCAUCAGUUUACUGUACAAAUAUAACCAGCAUUUAAGCCAUAACCUUAGACUGAGUGCAUACCUCUGCACAAAGCACUGGUCAGUUCAGAUCAGUGCUCAUCGGGGAUAAGCUUAAAAUGUUUCUGCAGGACAUUCCACUGUUUUAUUAAACAAGGAGGUUAGCGAUAACACGGCGGCGGGACGUUUUGGUAUAUUUUACACAUUUCAAGUUGCUGAAUGUUACACCAGUAAUACAUUUAGAUCAUGAGCAGCUGGUCAGGUGGUUGAUCCGAGACACAGCUCCCUGACUGCUCAAACACGCAGACACACACACACACACACACAUACGUUCCCUCCUUGUGGCCCCCUCCUCCCUGCACAAAUUAGUUAAGUCAGUGGACCCAAAAGCCUCAAAACAAUCCAACCUGUUAGUGCCGGCGUGAGCAUUUUCUGUAGAUGUGGACAGAGUGACUUCCUCUACUUUCUGGCUUAUUUGUGACUAGAGAGUGCACAUUUCAGACGAGCUGGAUUACCUCACUCUUACAGUAGCAUCAGGACUGGGGGCCGAGAAGGAGGAAACGCAUUAGAGGGACCAGAAGUGAGAGGACAAUGCGAGUCCAGGUGCACACAAAGUUCUGUUUCCUGUGUGUGCUCACCUUCCUCUUCCAUCAGUGCAACCACUGCCAUGAGCAAGAGCACAGCCAUCAACACGGUGGACAUCACCAUGCCAACCACAGCCACGCCCACAGCGACCUGCAGAUUUCCGAGGCUCCAUAUAUAGGUGGGGCCACUCUGUCCCCGGAGUCCAACACUCUUCAAGGUCAAACUCUAGAGGAGGAGCAGCACUUCUACAUCCAGCAACUGUUCAGGCGCUACGGCCAAAAAGGCCGGCUCAGUUUCCAGGGAUUUCAGAGUCUGCUGUUUAGCUUGGGUCUGGGUGAAGUAAAGGUGGUAGAUGUGGAUCAUGACAAUCUGGGCCAUGACCACGUGGCUCAUCUUGAGGCGCUCGACAUGCAGAAGGGCCUUCACUCACAUUCAUCCUCUAAUGAAGACCACAACCAGGGCCACAGUCACGAGCAUGGUCAUCCACACCACAAGCCCAGUUCCCACCAUCCACACACAGAACAAGGGCCCACACGGUGCAGCCAGCAGACGACUGCUGCCAGUCCAGCUGCUGGUGUACCUGCAGGACACGAUCACGACCACGACCACAAUCAUGGGCAUGAAGCAGAACAUAGUCAUGAUCACACCGAGGUAGAGGAUGGUGACCAUAAACACUCUGAUACACACGUGCAGGACACGCACGAUCAUGAUCACGCACAUGAGAAAGUGCACACACCUGAGCUGGUGCAGGUGCAGUCCAACCAAAAGAACCAGUCUGCUCAGCCUCACAGUGAUCACAAACAUGACCACAGUGAUCAUGACCACAGUCAUAUCCAUGAUGUGGAGACAGGCACAGACAUUUCUCCCAUCAACCAGGAACGGCAGCCCGCUCCCCAGGUGGAUCCAUCCCAAGUAACCCAGGAGCCACAGCCCUCUCUUCCCACCGUAGAAAGCCAACCCAAGAAACCAAGAAAGCCAGCCAGAGUCAGAGUCAGAGGACAGAGAGGGCGAAACAGAACAACUACUCCUCUCACGCCUCUCUCUCAUGACCACGAUCACGACCAUCCAUCUGAACACAGUCAUGACCAUGAUCACAGUCACAGCCAUUCUCAUAAAGAUAAGAGAGAAGCACCGGGAGAGCCCAGCAACCCCACUCUGCCAGCCCCUGUCUUGUCUGACCAUCCAGGAGGAUUGUCUCAUCAGCAUGAGGAGUGUUUGAACCUGACUCAGCUCCUCUCUUACUACGGACUGAAUCCCGACUCACCCAUCUCCCCCAGACAGUUCACCUACCUCUGUCCUGCCCUGCUCUACCAGAUAGAUAGCCGUUCCUGCAUCCGCCAUAUGGAUGUGGAGCAGAAAACGUUGCAGCCUGUCAGUUCUGUGUAUGUGUGGCUGUGGGGUUUUGUGUCCAUCACCAUCAUCAGCCUGCUAUCUCUGCUGGGUGUGGUCCUCGUACCCAUCCUCAACCAGUCCUGCUUCAAGUUCCUGCUCACGUUCCUGGUGGCGCUGGCAGUGGGCACACUCAGUGGAGACGCUCUCCUUCAUCUGCUGCCUCACUCUCAAGGGCAGCAUGACCACAGCGAGCCUGGGAAGAGCCACGUCACCAAUCUUGCGACAGACUUUGAUGGAGUGUGGAAGGGCCUUACAGCGCUAGCUGGCAUCUACCUGCUCUUCAUCAUUGAACACUGCAUCGGCAUGUUUAAGCACUACAGAGACCACAGGGUCGCAAAGAAGGUGAGCGAGGAGGGCAAGAUUGGCAGGAAGUUGUCAGAUCACAAGUUAAACCGCCGCUCAGAUGCAGAGUGGCUGCACCUGAAGCCCCUCAGGGAAGACCCCGACAGCUCCGCCGUCUCCUGUGACAACAGUCACAACGACACACAGCUCACAAAACUGCAUAUGCCUGACUCUCCUACCAACAAAACGCCGCUGGCACCCACAAAGCCCCAGCAAGACGACCAGUCGCCCACCAAAGAGAACGGACGUAAGACCAAGCGUCACGGACACUCGCACGGCCACGGUCACUCUCAUGGAGGGAACUGCCACUCAGACCAGGAGAUGAAGGAUGCUGGUAUAGCCAGUAUCGCCUGGAUGGUCAUCAUGGGCGAUGGCAUGCACAACUUCAGCGACGGGCUGGCUAUAGGCGCAGCAUUCAGUGCAAACCUGACAGGAGGCAUCAGUACAUCGGUGGCCGUUUUCUGCCAUGAAUUACCUCACGAGCUUGGUGACUUUGCAGUGCUGCUGAAAGCAGGGAUGACGGUGAAGCAGGCCAUUGUCUACAAUCUGCUGUCCGCCCUCAUGGCCUAUGUUGGCAUGCUGAUUGGCACAGCUGUGGGCCAGUACACACACAAUGUCACCAGCUGGAUCUUCGCCAUCACAGCUGGCAUGUUCCUUUAUGUGGCUCUGGUGGAUAUGCUGCCAGAAAUGCUUCACGGGGACAGUGAGGACCACAAGCGCUGCCAGCUUGGACACUUUAUCCUCCAGAACCUGGGCAUGCUGACCGGGUUCGGCAUCAUGCUGCUCAUCGCCAUCUUCGAAGACCAAAUCGUUUUCGAUUUUGGCUUUUAGUUGAGGAGGGAGCGGGGUGCUGAGUGAAGGACAGGAGAGUUGGAUGUAUCAAUAUUGUUCUUCUUGGCCUUAACAUGCGUUGUUUGCAAUGUAACGGCCCAGUCUUGCAUGCAAUGUGAGUCUCGUUCAUGGCCUGUGCCUCCAUUCCAAACAAGCUGCGGUAGCUUAUGCAUAUCUCAUGACCCUGCCAGUGGUGUUUACACUCUGCUCCUCCAUCAUCUCUCCUCUGUCAGCUCCAAUCUGUCUGCUCCUUGUGAAGCAAAUAAAAAAAAAAAAAAAUGAAGAAAGAGUGACGCUGUACUCCAACCAGGGAAUAAAAACACCUCCUCUGCACUGAACCAGUAAACUCCAUCUCCAAAGAAUAGCUGUAGAUAGUACAGUGGUGAAGGAAGCGUGUUCCUGCAGAGAGACAGCUGUCACGGCCCAGCAGCUCGCUGCCUAUGCAUCAUCACCUGUUGUUAGCGUGUUGUCUUCGUACCACCCCCACUGCCACCUCGUCGCCUAGUCGCUCUGUGCUCUCCCAUCUCCAGUGCCUCGUACAUCUGCUGUGUGUGUUCCACCCGGCAUCCAUCAUCAGCUUCAUGCUGUGUAUUGUGUCUCUCUGUGCCAAGCCCAGGCCACUGGAGCAGCACCACAGCCGCUCCACGCACCACCGCACUGUGUUCUUAAAGAGACGGAGAGCUCAGUUUAGCUCACCAAUAUAUCUGGAGUCAACCUGCUGGUUCUUGUUUGCUUCACAUGCAAAAUGUCUCGUUGGCGUCAAGACAGAAAAGUGUUCGAUUGUCAAAAUGGGUCAGUGUUUUGGUCUUUUUUUCUCCAUUUAUUACUUCAGAGUUUUGUUUUAUCGUCUAAUUUGAGUUUAGGGAUUGUUAAGUCUUUGUAUUUCGUAGUGAUCACUAACACAGCUGCCAAAGCCUUUACAAAUUAGUAUUUCAAGACUUAUCAAUGGUUUUGUUUAGAACCUAGAUGUUGCAAGUAUCAGACAAAUCUUUUUAAAGGGUCUGACAAUCUUUAGCCGAAGGAGGAAUAUCCUGUUUAGGCAUUUAUAUUAUUAUCUAUCUUCAUAAAAAUCAGUAGCUUCAAAAUGUGAAUUCAGAAAAAAAAAUUAUUAUUUAUGUUGUCUUCAAACAAAUGUUGUAGUUUACUAGAUUUAAUUAGGAAACGUACUUGAGCUAAAAGGUGCUUUGUCUAUUCUGACUGCCCUGCAAUUGAAAUUAAUUACAAUAGGUUACGAGGUUGAGUUGCCGCGCUAAUGUAGAUUUUUUUUUUAAUGGACUAUAACUACUUGAGGUCUAUAUAGUGUCAGUAAUUGAGCAGCUAUUUGUUCCUGCUAAAUAACAGUUUUUAAAGGUACUUCUUGAAAGGAAUUAAUCAUGGUAGUUAGAGACAAACCAAGCAGAAGACAACAGAAUAAAAUACCGGUCGUGUGCGCUUUUGAAAUCCAGCAUUCCCUGCACUUAUGGAUGUUUUACCCCCAAAUUAUGAGACCUUUAUUGUUAUUUGUAAUUUUUUUUUUUUUUUUUACAGUCAUUCCUCUUGUACUCAAUCUGCUGACUGUGCCAAAACUGGCUAAAGUGUGCAUUUUCAGUGGCUGGUGCUUGAUACUGCUCCUCCCCAUACCCUGCUCCGACAUUCCAUUGGCUGUUCUGCAGCUCUCAUGCUAAGCUAGCCAGCUAGCUUAGCUUCAGCUGCUGGAGCACACAGAUAACUGUGUGUUUGGCUUCAUUUAUCCUGUCACUAUGUGACAUCCAUCGUAUGUCUUAACUGGCUGUAAAUCAUCGGUCGGUCAGUCAGUCGUGUUGAACUCAUGUUAAAGAUCUGACCGAAUCAUGCAUGAAGCAUGAGUGAAACGGUACAGACGUUGUGUUGAGUGUAAAUUUGUUUUUCAUUCUUCAUACUGCAAAGUUAAGAUAUUGACAACUUUUGUUACUUGUUGGAUUAACUGUGUGGAGAUCAUGUUCUUUGGGGUAUAGAGUAUCAGGUGUUAUGGGCCUUUUCUGAUGAUGCAGGUGUCACUUAUCUGCAUCACUUGUGUCUUUUACAGGCAUUUUAUUAUUUAAACUUUUAUUUCUAUUUAAUGAUGGUUCACACAGUUGAAAUGAAACCUGAAUGUAUUUUCAUUUAACACCAAGUGUUAAAGGUUAGAGAUCCUUUUUUGUAUGAACUAAAAUCAAAACCAUACUGUCAGCUGUUCAGUAAGAGUUAGUGACAUUUAGAGACACUAUGCCCCCCAAGAACAUGUUUCUUUACUGUUUAUUGGGCAAAAAUUGUCUGUAAAGUGAAGGUCCAUGAUUGUUCUUGUUUUGUUGUAUGUGUAUUUGUUUAGUAAUCUGGAUAUAAAAUGCAAAAUGUGACAUCCUUGCUGUUUGCUUGUUUGUGCAUUCUCUCCUUUGCGAAAGGAAAAUAAACUCUUAAAACAGA
Scatophagus argus is the source of this 6288-nucleotide messenger RNA. RefSeq names its product solute carrier family 39 member 10 (gene slc39a10). Gene Ontology annotation, molecular function: zinc ion transmembrane transporter activity. Bases 1309 to 3867 code for a protein of 852 amino acids. Gene Ontology annotation, biological process: intracellular zinc ion homeostasis; zinc ion import across plasma membrane; positive regulation of B cell receptor signaling pathway. The transcript has 11 exons. Gene Ontology annotation, cellular component: membrane. NCBI's taxonomy places the organism in Eukaryota, Metazoa, Chordata, Actinopteri, Scatophagidae. The record is from RefSeq and is a predicted model, not a curated record.